CGAGCCGCGCAGGAGAACCACGGAGAUCCUAACGGGAGGACGUCGGAUGCGCCUCUGAGUCUCACGAUACGGCCGGAAGUAUCUGUCCAACUCCUCAGGGACCUGGUGAAGAAUGGAGUGGUAUGUCCUGGUGCUGAUGCUGAGCUUGCCGCCCUCCAUCCGCGCAGAUUGCUCCUUGCAGUGCGAGAAAUGCGUGCAGCAGAUCCUCGGCCCCGACGCCGCCUUCAGCAGCCUGUCGUGCAGCGCGGAGUGUGAGGGGCAGCUGGAGAGCUGCGAGCGCGCUCCGGUGCUGGCGGACUUCAGCCAGGGCGAAGCGGCGGCGGCGGAGAGCCAGCGCGCCGACCUGGUGAAGCGCUACGGCGGCUUCAUCAAGAGGAUUGACCACAAGAACAAGAACGCGCUGUUCGCGUCUCCGUGGCGCGAGAACUACGUCCUGAAGGCCGCGCCGCUGCCCGAUCAGUACGAGGACUUGCUGAAGAGGCUCGGGGAGAGGGACGCGGAGGAGGCGCCGGACGCGGCGGCGGCGGACGACGAAGCGGCGACGCUCCUCCGCGGCUACGCGAAGCGUUACGGAGGCUUUUUACGCAAAUUCGGCCCAAAGUCAAAGAGGAGUAGCUCCGCGGACGAAGAUGAGGAUGAGGACGAGGAGAGCCAAGAGCCAGAGGAGCUGCAGAAGCGCUACGGGGGCUUCAUGAGGCGGAUCCGGCCGAAGCUCAACAACCUGAAGUGGGACAAGCGGUACGGAGGGUUUCUGCGCCGCCACUUCAAGAUCUCCGUGCGCGCGGCGGAGGAACCGGACUACCAGGACGAUUUGGGCUUAUAGAUGAACUCUGCGUGAGGGGGCGACUGGGCUUCAGAUAUCCACUACGCUCACAUCUGAAGCGUGAGGAGGAACCAGAAGGACGAGCGAGAGGAACUCAGAACUUGACGCGCCUUUCUCCAUCAGCGCGAGGAGCCUCUUUAUGCUUUACGUGUACAAAUAAUUAUCCUGUGUUGUUGGAAUCAUAGUCUGUCGUUCAAUAAAUGCUUGUUUAAUAAAAACCAGGAAAAAAAGCACUUUCA
Pseudoliparis swirei is the source of this 1062-nucleotide messenger RNA. It is a transcript of the gene pdyn, whose product is annotated as prodynorphin. The record is from RefSeq and is a predicted model, not a curated record. Gene Ontology annotation, cellular component: neuronal cell body; dendrite; axon terminus. Gene Ontology annotation, biological process: chemical synaptic transmission; neuropeptide signaling pathway; sensory perception. The transcript is spliced from 3 exons. Lineage: Eukaryota; Metazoa; Chordata; Actinopteri; Perciformes; Liparidae. Bases 113 to 823 code for a protein of 236 amino acids. Gene Ontology annotation, molecular function: opioid receptor binding.